Molecule: messenger RNA, 951 nt
Organism: Clonostachys rhizophaga
Lineage: Eukaryota; Fungi; Ascomycota; Sordariomycetes; Hypocreales; Bionectriaceae
Source: the annotation of a GenBank genome assembly
AUGCGGUUCCUGAACUUCUUUACAGCCAUUUCAUUGACGCCUCUGGCUUUGGCCUUCCCUCUCAACUUGACGCAACCUGGAACGAUUCCAGGAACCACUAGUCACUACACCGAAGUACCGGCCCUCACAGCCCUCGGGUAUCGAGUUAUUGCCCCGGACAUGCUGGGCUACGCAGGGACAGACUCGCCCAGCUCGCUCAUCCACUGGACUCACAAGGAGCUGGCCACGGACCUGGUCAAUCUCGCCGGCCAGAUCGCCCCCGGCGAGCAAGUCAUCCUCGGCGGCCAUGACUGGGGAGCCGGCCUGGUCUACAAGGUCGCCAUGUGGUACCCCGACUUCGUCAAGGCCUUCUUCACCAUCGCCGUCCCCUACAUGCCGCCGUGGCUCGGGCUGUCCACCGACUGGAAGGACCUGUCUGAGCUUGUGGCCGACGGUACUUUCCCCACGCUCGGCUACCAGCUGCAGUGGCGGGACCCGUCCAUCGACCGCAACUUCACGACGCCGUCGCAGAUCAGGAUGAUGUUCAACACCGUCUUCGGCGGGACCACGCCCGAGGGAGCCUAUGGAUACUCCGUCAGCGAGGGAUUCCUCUACGACGUGAUGCCUCUGUUGCAACCGAAUCCCCUUGUAAACUCUUCAGAUAUGGACCUCUACGUCAACAGCAUCGCCAGGCACGGCGUCCGCGGAGGCUUCAACUGGUACCGCACCCGUAGGAUGGACUGGGAGGACGAGCUGCCCCUCGCCGAGGAGGGCACGUUCCGGUUCAGGAUGCCGUCGCUCUUCAUCCCCGCGCUCAGGGACAUCUCCAUGCCGGAGGAGUACUAUAAGGACAUGCCCGGGUACUUUGACUCUUUGGCGAUACGGGCGGUCGACGCAGGGCACUGGGCCCACUGGGAGGGUCGUGAGGAGGUCAACGAGAUCUUGGCUGGCUGGGUCAAAUCUUUGAAUUAG